AUGAUAGGGGACUCUUUUUACGAAUACAUUUUCAUCCGCGCAUGCAUCUUCCUUCUUCAAUACACCACGCCGCUAUGCAUUCUUGGUCUCACUGUGCUGCUCAUCGCGGGGGGGCCUCCGGUGUUGGCGUGGCCAAUCAGCGGCGGCCUCAUUGCCUACUCCGUGGUUGACAUUCUGUAUGCCCUUUUUGUCUGGAUUCCUUACAAUAGGCGACUUAGGGAUGAGGCAAGGCACCCACCGCCAUUGUCUUCAGAGCAAAGGUGGUCCCUCUUCGUGAAGACCCUUGACCAUGUCCCGAACUUCGACCGCUACUUGCGCCUAUGGUUCCUAGGCGCAGACCAGAAUGAUAUCCAGCGGGAUAACGUUCGCGACUUCAUCCUGUGGGCGUUUUUCGACCGCACACCAGACAGCGCGGCUUUUGAAGACUUGCGGGAGGUGGACCGGUAUGUCGACGCCAUCGAGGAGAAACGUGGCAUGAAGUUGGAGCCUGGACGGGGUAAUACCCCGAGCUUUCGACUUACAUUCGAUCCUGUCGAAACCCGGUACAGGAGCUUCAUUUGGUUCAUUCUCAUAGGUUUGGUGGACUUCAUAACGCACUGUCAGUUUCUUUGGAACGGGUUUCAGUAUUAUGCACAGCCAAAGGCGAAGUUCCUCUCCGUCAUUCCUCUCCGAGUGCAGACUCUCUUCGCUCGGCGGCGGUCGAAGUCAGCCGAGCUUAGUUACUGGCAUCGCCCACACACAGCCACCGACAAACUUCCGGUAGUCUUUGUCCAUGGUAUCGGCAUCGGCUUAUGGACGUAUGGCCCUUUUCUUUCGCAACUAAAUGGGUCCUCGGAUGACGGCGGCCAGAUUGGGAUAAUUGCCGUGGAGCUACUUCCGAUAUCCUUUCGCUUGACCAGCUCUCCCUUGACGAAAUUAGAGUUCUUGCGCCAACUCGGUAUAAUCCUAGAGAGCCACGGAUGGGGCGACUUUGUGCUGGCGACACACUCGUAUGGAAGUGUCCUUGCAUCUCAUAUGGUUCGCUCGCCCGAAUUCGGACCUCGAAUCAAGGCCGCAGUUCUCGUGGAUCCUGUCAGCAUCAUGCUGCACCAGCCCGACGUGGCCUACAAUUUCACAAGGCGGAAGCCACGGCGAGCAAACGAAUGGCAGCUGUGGUACUUUGCCAGCAUGGAUCCUGGAGUUGCACAUGCCCUGGGCCGUCACUUUUUCUGGAACGAGAAUGUCAUAUGGAAAGAGGAGCUGCUAGCCCUGCCACAGCAGCUCACAGCGCAGGAGUCACGGGAGCCACGGGGAUCUGCCACGCCAGAGAAUCAAGCCACGCGGGCUCUGGCGAUCUGCUUGUCUGAGCGCGACCUCAUCGUUGAUACCAUGACAGUAGCCCAGUAUCUUGCCGAUGGUGAGAGCUGGGUCCCAGGCAGGGGCGGGGGUGGAGAUGAGACGGGACACUCCGAACCUGACAGAUCUAGCAAUUAUUUCUUAACAGGAGAUGGCAUUGAGAUUCUUUGGUUCCCGGGCCUAGACCAUGCGCAGGCCUUCGACACACCUGCGGACCAGGAGCGUAUUUGCAAGGUCCUACGCCGCUACUGUAAAGUGUGA
Neoarthrinium moseri is the source of this 1596-nucleotide messenger RNA. RefSeq lists its product as uncharacterized. Bases 1 to 1596 code for a protein of 531 amino acids. NCBI's taxonomy places the organism in Eukaryota, Fungi, Ascomycota, Sordariomycetes, Amphisphaeriales, Apiosporaceae. The record is from RefSeq and is a predicted model, not a curated record. The transcript has a single exon.